Molecule: messenger RNA, 3439 nt
Organism: Fragaria vesca subsp. vesca
Lineage: Eukaryota; Viridiplantae; Streptophyta; Magnoliopsida; Rosales; Rosaceae
Exons: 8
Coding region: 164-3439 (1091 amino acids)
Source: RefSeq, a predicted model, not a curated record
UUAGUCAAGUUGAAUCGGCCCACAACGGGUAGGGAUUUGUUUUGCAAGUUGAAUUAGUAGUACUCUUUCCUGCCUCCUGUAAGCUCCUGGCUAGCAUUGUCAUCUAUGUCGAUAUCUCGAUCCCCAAGCUUUAGAAAGCUUCAAGGUUGAGUCCGAUCGAGUUAUGGCCGACCCCGAGAUAAUAACUUCAGUCAUAGACAAAGAGAAAGCUGCAAGCAAUAUCGAAUCAAAUGCAGAGACCGGAACAAGAAACACCCUUACUACAGAUGCAGCACAAGGAUCAAGCAGCGCGAAAUGGCUAACGAUGAAGGAACUUGUUGAUCCUAAGGGGUCAUUCAUUCGAAAGUGGAAUGUCUUUUUUAUAGCAUCUGCUGUUCUGGUGGAUCCUUUGUUCCUUUACAUCCCUAUAAUUAACGAGGACAUGAAGUGUCUGAGGUUGGACAACAACUUGAAGAUAGCAGCUCUUUCACUGAGAUCGUUGACAGAUAUAUGUUAUUUGUUGAACAUCUUUUUACAAGUAUAUAGCUAUAUGAACUGUUCAGCUGUACGUUCGGAAAGUUUCUCCAAUAAUAAUACAGCAAAAGAACCAGGCAUAAUUAAGGCGCAUUCAUACAUCUUGAUUGAUAUUCUGGCUGUUCUUCCCAUUCCACAGAUAAUCGGAGCAUUUUGGUACUUCUUUGCUGUUCAACGAGUCACAACUUGCUGGCAGUAUGGUUGUCGAAUUGAAAAUGGAUGCGACCCGAAUAACUUGGACUGUCGUGAUCACCAUGCGCUGAGAAAUAUCGCAUUUCUAGAUGAGGCUUGCUCUAUGCAUUCCCCUAAUAAAAAGUUCUUUGAUUUUGGCAUAUAUCUCAGUAUCCUUCAGCUUGGUAUACUAGCUUCAACUAAUUAUUCAGAGAAGCUCUCAAAUUGUUUUUGGUGGGGUUUGCAAAAUUUGAGUUCGCUUGGAUCGAACCUCCAGACCAGUGUCAAUACAUGGGAAAACCUCUUUGCGGCUUCUAUUUCUAUAAUUGGGUUGCUACUAUUUAUAUAUCUCAUUGGAAAUUUACAGACAUAUAUUCAGUUGGAGACUUCAAGGAGGGAGACACACAGAUGGAAGAUGAGAAUUCAUAAGAAGAUGGAAGAGAAAGGGGAAGCAAUAGAACGGUGGUUAUCUAACAAUGGCAUCCCUUUGAGCAGAAAACCAUAUAUCAUGGAAUGGGUCCAAUUAGAGCUAGAAGAAAAAAGAGAUGUUGAUCCAGAGAAUAUCUUCUCUAUUCUUCCAUCGGCACUUCAGAUGGAGAUGAGAAGUUGUAUGCCGUUGAAUAGGCUAAAGACGACAUUGCUUCAAAAUAUGGAUGAAGAAGUAUUGAGAGAAAUCUCUGUCCAUCUUAAGCCCGAGACGUACAAUAAGAAUGAUAUCAUUAUCCAAGAGGAUAAACCACUAGAAAAGAUGAUCUUCAUCGUGGACGGAUUUGUAAAAAUUGAAAUGAAAGAUUAUUCGGGUGAUCCCUUGGAACUAGGUGCAGGGCAAGUAUACGGUGAAAAACUUCUAACUUGGCCAGCAUGGACAUCCUUUCCAGGCAUAUCAAAUGAAUCCGUCAGAGCCCUCGAUAAAACUGUUGAGGUCCUUGGUCUUACGGCAAGAGACAUGGAGACUGUAGGCUCUAAAUUCAGGUCAUAUUUUGACGGGAGGACCCCCCAUCUAAAGGAGGUUUUUGAGUGGGAGCUUUUGACCAGUGACCUGGUAACUUUGCUAAGAAAAGUACCAAUAUUCCAAAAAAUGGAGAGUCAAUUGUUGAAAGAUAUCUCUAGACAUCUCCACAAGUCCAACUAUAGCAGCGACAGUUAUAUUAUACAAGAGAAUGAUCCACUUGAUAAAAUGUUCUUAGUAGAGGGGAGUAGUUUGUCGAUUGAAAGUUCUCGACCUUGUACAAGGGAGUCACUUGGCGUAAGAGAUUUUUAUGGAGAGGAACUUGUACAUUGGGUUAUAAACUGGUCAUUAUCACAGACCUCCUUUCCUGCCAUUGUACCCUUGUCAACCUGUAGUGUAAAGGUCCCCGCCAACACCGGCAUUGUUGAGGUUCGUGAACUCAGAGUCCAUGACUUGAAGAACAUAUUCUCUAAUAAUUCCAUGACACAGUUCAUGAAGCUGCCCGCCACUCUCCCAAUAGAUGUCGUUCAGGACAAGCUAUCCACAGUUGAUCCGUUGAUCACUUGGCUGAAGCAGGUGCCGAAUCUUCAAAAUGUGGACGAAGAAGGGUUGAAAGAAAUUUGUGAGAAGUUUAAGCUGAUGAAAUACAAUGACAAGUCGAGUGAUAUUAUUACCAGUGAAGAGAAAUUUGAUAAGAUGUUUCUCAUUGUGAGUGGACUGGUACGCAUCAGAAAGAUCAAUUGCGAUGACCACUACUGUUAUUCAGGACAGCACUAUGGAGAUCAUGAACUUUUUGAAUGGGUGUCACGAACCUCCUUGACGGAGGAGCAUACAUUACCCAAAUCGGACGUAACCGUUGAGGCUGUGGGGGAUGUUGAAGCUCUAGUUCUCAUGGCCGAUGACUUGGUGAAUGUGGCCUUUAAAUUCAACUUGCAGGUGGGCAAAGAGAUGGGUCAGAGUCAGACGGAUCCGGAUAGAAAACCACCUCGCAAAAAACCAACUCUAACGCCCAUAGAUAAGGAGUUGGAAGAAAUUGAGAAAAAGCUCAGACGCAGCAUAAUAAGACCUCAGGCGGAGAUUGUGGAGGAACCUUUCGAAUCAAACAAGAAACUCAGACUUCCCAAGAAAAAAAUAGGACUACGCGCGCGCGGCAGCAGGAUAAUGUCAAGUUAUGGAGGUGGCCAAGCGCUGAAUAUGGCCGUUGAAGAGCAGGACAUGAUAGAAGAGGUGGAGGUCCAAGAGUUAAACGAUGAACUGGAGUACCCCAAUAAUGCUGAUGAAAUGGAGAUGGAGGCUUCAGAUUCAUACAACAAGAGACGCGCCAGCGCCAGGCAACGACCAUCAGUUCUUAAACAGAUUUUGCGAGCCGCGGUCGUUUUGGAUUGCGAAGAGGAGAAUUUGGAUUGGCAAUAUCCCGAAGAGAGUACUCGGGAUGAGGAAAAGGUGCACGAAUCAAAUUGGCUUGAGGCAGAGGAGCAGGUAGCAGACUUGCAUGAGGUAGAGGUGCACCCGUCGAGUUGGGACCCUAGUUGGGAGCUUAGUGACACAAGUAUACACACAUAUGGGAAACAAAAGAAGUCAAGCAGAGUAAAAAGUGGAGUGAAGUCAAGCAAAAAAAGUGGAAAAGCGCCGCGCGUAAUAGCAGGUGGAAAAGCGAAACCAUCACAUCUGAUGCAGGUUCUAAGUGCAGCAUAUGCUAUGGAUUUGGAGGAUUUGGAAGGAGAGUUAAUUGUUGACCCGGAUCACGAGUCAGAUACGAACUCUGAUACCCACAAAGAAUUCAUCUGUUGUACAGAAGAAUAUUGA